This is a messenger RNA of Sceloporus undulatus (fence lizard), 2591 nucleotides long. RefSeq names its product solute carrier family 25 member 35-like. The transcript is spliced from 5 exons. The record is from RefSeq and is a predicted model, not a curated record. The coding region runs from base 1 to 720 and encodes 239 amino acids. NCBI's taxonomy places the organism in Eukaryota, Metazoa, Chordata, Lepidosauria, Squamata, Phrynosomatidae.
AUGAAAAAGUCAGCCAGCCGUUGGACGGCGGCGCCGGUUGGGGGCGUGGCUAUCCGGCGGGCUCCUCUGGCAAAAGCCUUGCCGGCUCAGACGGAGAAAGACCUCGUCGGGUGCGGACGCAUUGGCCAAAGGCUGGGGAUGGGACUCUUUGACAAGCAGCCACCAAAUCAGCUUUUUGCGCACUGGGUGAAGACCCACAUCCAGGCUCAGUCAGCUGCCGAGAUUGCAGUAGGGCACCAGUACCAGCAUGAGGGGAUGUUCCACGCACUGAUGAUGAUCCACAAAGAGCACGGCAUCCUGGGACUGUGGCGGGGGGCCAUCUCUUCGGUGCCCCGUGUCAUGGUGGGCUCCGCUACGCAGCUGGCCACUUUCUCCUCUACCAAAGAGAUCUUCAUCCGGCUAGAGGUAUUCCCAAAGGGUAGCUGGCUGGUGGCCCUGAGUGCUGGGAUGGUCAGUAGCUUUACCGUGGCCCUCACCUUUUCGCCCUUUGAUGUGGCCAGCACCCGUCUCUACAACCAGCCUGUGGGACCACAGGGUCAGGGCCUGAUAUACAAAGGUCUUCUCGAUUGCCUUGCCAAAAUAAUUCGCUCAGAAGGCUUCUUGGGGGUCUACAAGGGAGUAGGAGCUUCUUACUUCCGCAUUGGGCCCCACACUAUCCUCAGCCUGCUGUUCUGGGAUCAGCUGCGCCAGAAAUACAACCAUUGGGCACAGAAGCGGUGAUGUUGAUUGCAGCUGACUAAUAUGAGAUGCCCACUGGGAGUCCAUGUUGCCGCUUACCUGGAGAGGUUCAGAAACCUUGGGAUCAGCAUGGCCAUUUUCCCAUCUUUAUGUUGCAUUGGAUGUCAGCCUUGGGACUGACACGACCCCGGACCAGAGAUGUCUGCCAUGGGGCUGGUGGAAUGAACUGUCACCCCCUUCUUUGCACUGCAUGCCCUCAUGUGGCAGGUGAUCUUUAUUUUAUUUUUUAAAAUCCAUCCCUCUUCUGCUCUUGCAUUGUACAUUGGGGAGAUGCUAUUUUGUACAAGCCGCAACCCUGUUUGACAAAGAAAGUAAAGUUACAGGUGUAACUUAUUGACCAACAAGAGUGUUGUGUGACUCCAGCAGCCAGACUCUUGCCCUUGUUGUGAACCAGACAUGGGGAUCAUGCAGCCCUCUAGAUGUUGGUGGGAUAUAGCUCCCAUGUGCUCUGAUCAGCAUUGCCAUUGACAGGGAAUGCUGGGAGUUGUGGUCCAACAUCUGAAGAGCCACCUUUGUGCUCUCUGCAUAUGGUUGCCUCUUUCCACUCACAGAGGCCCACACAACUUGUCACUUGCAAGUCAUGAGCUAUGUAUUAUAGUCUGCUAGGAGUUCAAUAGCUGUCCAAAAGGCUUGGGCAGGUGAAGAAGGCAUCUCUGGUUUCCCUGUUUGUAGGACAGCUCAUUCAUAGGUCUAAAACAAAGAUUCAGACCAUGGUUAUAUCCCUGCUAGAAAACUGUAGCACUUCCAUGCCACUUUAAUGGUCACAGCUUCAUCAUAUGGUAUCUUGAGAUUUGUAGUUUCACGAGGUACUUUGAAUUUUCAGCCAGAAAGCUCUAGUGCUGUACUUUGGGGGAAUGUGCUAGAGAAUUCUAAGUACCACACUAAACUACAAAUCCCAGGGUUCCAUGGGACACAGCCAUGGCAGUCGAAGCAGUCUCACAUUGCUGUGCAGGUACACCCUAGAAAUGGUCGACUUGUGGCUUGUCACAAGUUGAUGGACCCCUAACUUUCAUCAAUCAACCCAAUGGUAAGAGAUGAAAACAUCUGGAAGGCCAGAGCUUCUUCAUCUCAGAGUAAGACAGAAGAGGCUCACAGAUCUGCUUUUUCCAAAGUUUCAAGAGCCUUGUAAGGCAUUUCCCUGAUAACUAAACAGGCUUCAAAAGCCUAGUUUCCAUACAAAUCCAAAGGAUUACAUUUGACUUGUCUCUAGGUGGUGCUGGAGUGCAAUGGAUGGGAAACUUCAGUGCUUCAGAUAUUUUGGCUACCAGUCUUCCUAGAAGCCUCAACCCCACGGCCAAGACUAAAGGACUGGGGCAAGCUGUAGUCAAAUAUUGUCUGGAAAGCCAAAGGUUGCCUGCCACAAGCAUUAAUUUGCCUCAGCUGCUUCUAGUUUUUGUUUCUAUUUUUUUCUAAGAGUUGAGUUACAAUUACCAUCAUAUCAUCUGAAGGUGGAAUUUUGUGGUUACUUUUGAUGUCAUUUUUUCUGAGACCCAAGUUCACAUUGUAGCUUUUGUUAUCUAUCAGCAGCCUAAAGGUAAUGGAGAUUACUGUGCCCCUAUAACAUGAGGGGAAACCUAUUUCUGCCCUUAAUCCCAACCCAUGAGACAUGUCACUGCUUAAAACAGAUCUGUGCAUUCCUGAUAUGCAGAGCAUUGAUGACAGGUGCAUCAAUAACUCAUCUCUUUUAAGUUUAGAGAUUUUGUAUUUUAUUUUCAAAGGAUGACACGUAAUCUCUGUUUCCUGGGCCUGCCCUAUGGUCCCAUUUAACAUCGAGAAAUCUGCAAGUUUUUGAAAAUGAAACUUCAGUUGUGGGAAACUUUUAAAAAAAAACAGAAGUGAAGAAGGGAGAACCU